AGCCGGGAUUCGAAGCAACAACAGACGCGCUGAUUGGACGUCCCGUCUCCCAUGAGGGGUUGCUUCCAAAAGAUUUGCAAAAGGGUUUAUUGUUUCUUUGCUUUCGGGAGCUGAAAUUGUUUGCCUUUCACUCAGUUCUACAAUCAAAUAACGAGGCGGAAAAAUGGCUGGAGGAAAGGCAGGAAAAGACAGCGGGAAGGCCAAGGCGAAGGCGGUUUCUCGCUCCCAGAGGGCUGGGCUGCAGUUCCCAGUGGGUCGUAUCCACAGGCACUUGAAGACCCGCACAACCAGCCACGGUCGUGUUGGAGCCACAGCGGCCGUGUACAGCGCUGCCAUCCUGGAGUACCUCACCGCUGAGGUAAGCCUCCAGAACGAUCCGCUAACGGCUGCUCCGGAUGUUUUGGACUCAUUCAUGAACUAUGAACAGGUACUAGAGUUGGCAGGAAACGCCUCCAAAGACUUGAAGGUGAAGCGUAUCACUCCCCGGCAUUUGCAGCUGGCGAUCCGUGGUGAUGAAGAGUUGGACUCUCUUAUCAAGGCAACGAUUGCCGGUGGAGGUGUCAUUCCCCACAUCCACAAAUCCCUCAUCGGGAAGAAGGGCCAGCAGAAGACUGCAUAGACGCCGCGCUGACCAGAAAUUUUUGGACUUGGGUUAUCUUUUUGGACCAGGAGUUCACAUUUGUUUUUUUCUAUUAUUAAUAUUAUAGCAGCGAAGAGUGAUUGUUAGGCUUUGUGUUCUAUUUUUCCCAUCAUUAGAGAAAGUACAAAACAUCCCUAACAACCCUUUGUAUUUUAUUGUAGAACGUUUGACUGGGAAUUCACAAUUUAAACUGUUGAUGGUGAAUUUGUUUGAUUGGCUUCACAAUCUGUAAUGUUUUAUACUGAAAAAAUGUUAAAAACCAUUUUUUAUAUAAAGAGGUCUUGUUUUGUGGUUAUUUUUCCUGAAGUGAAAACAUUUGCUAAAACAGCUUUUUAUGGAGUGGAUUGUUUCAGGCGGUGAAGUGGGUAUGAGCAGCUAAAUGUUCCAGGUGCUUCUGGUUUGUUUUCCACUUUUAUUGUAUUGAUCUUAAACUGCACAAACAUUGAUGUAUGAAAAGUUGGGCUUUUAUUUCCAUCAGAACUUCCAAUCGCUGACUGUGACCGUCUUCUGCAGUGUUUGUCUGAAUGUUUACAGCAUUUUGAACUUGUUAAACUUGAAACCGUCGGUCAGACUCGACGUGCCGCAUCUUCACUGUGGGAAAACGCACUGCCGGUAACUUGCCAUCAGAACCUGGAACCAGGUGCUUGAGGGGGGCGGAGCUUCAAACAUUUACCUGCAAUACCUAACUGAACUGUCCUUACUUGACCGUCAUGUUUUUUGAAGAGCAGACGUCAAAGCCUUUUCUAAGAGCGAUGUGUUGAAGACGCUGCGUCUUUUAUCUUUGAAUAAAAACCCUUGGCAUGUUGA
Oryzias melastigma (Indian medaka) is the source of this 1447-nucleotide messenger RNA. RefSeq names its product histone H2A.V. The transcript is spliced from 4 exons. The record is from RefSeq and is a predicted model, not a curated record. Bases 164 to 619 code for a protein of 151 amino acids. Gene Ontology annotation, cellular component: nucleosome. Gene Ontology annotation, molecular function: structural constituent of chromatin; DNA binding; protein heterodimerization activity. Lineage: Eukaryota; Metazoa; Chordata; Actinopteri; Beloniformes; Adrianichthyidae.